GGUUUUAUUGGAUUAUUAUCAACUAUGCUUUUGAUUAAUUAAAAAAAAAUUGAAGGGCUGAUUUUUAAUUAGUAGAGAAGCUUUUGGACAAGAUUAUUAAAAAGUGGUGUUCGGAAGAAAAACAGAAGAAAAAUUAAAAGACUAACGAAACUUCUUUUCUUCAUCAAUGGCGGAUCCUAGUCAAGAAGCCAGUUUCUGGGCGCAGGCAAAUGCGUUACUUAGAAAGAACUUAACCUACCAGAGGAGACACAUAUGGACGAAUGUUAGACUCGUCCUGGUUCCACUACUCCUUUGCUUACUUCUCCUAGGGAUUCAACUGUUGCUUGAUGCUGUGGUGAAUAAGGCCUCUGAUUUGACUAACUGUGCAAGUCAAGAUGAUUUUUCUAGUGGUGAUUGUCCCAUCCCAAACCCUCCAUUGUUGCCUCCACUGUUACAGAUUCCAGAACCUGAAUCUCGGGCUGUCAGUGGUGGUUUCUUUUCAUACGAAGACCUUCCUGACAAGUCGUGUAGAAAAACAGGAACUUGUCCUGUUACUAUACUUGUAACUGGGAAUAACCAUUCCCUUGGUCAAGCUUUAUCUGGGAAUAUGUUUGGUGGUUCGUUUGCUGUGAAUUCCUCUGACCUCUUGUCUAGUUUAGCCUAUAAUGUCUUGGGUUCAACACUAGCACCAGGCACAAACAAUUAUGCAGAUCCCGGGAUUGAGUCGGAUAUUCCCAUCUACAGUAUCCAAUCUCAGUGCAGUCCAAACUCUACAUGGCCACUCUCACUCGGAAAAACUCAUACAGUGGUGAACUGUGUUCAAGGGUUGUCUCUCUGGCGAAAUAACUCUGUAGAGGUCAAUGAUGAGCUUUUCAAGAGUAGUUGGAAGGGAAAUCCUGAGCGGAUGACAAAUGAGAUUGCUGCAGCAUAUGAUCUCUUGAAUACGGAUAGAAACAACUUUGAUGUGACCAUCUGGUAUAACUCAACAUACAUUGACGACCCUUCAAGGGCACCUUCGGUUCGAGUUCCUCGCUUGCUCAAUCUGGUAUCAAAUGCUUAUCUUAAGUUUCUGAAAGGCCCCGGGACAAGGAUAUUAUUCGAGUUUGUCAAAGAAGUUCCUAAACACCAAACCAAAUUCCAUCUUGAUAUCGCUUCCAUGCUUGGCCCGCUCUUUUUCACUUGGGUUGUUCUUCUUCUAUUCCCCGUGAUCUUGACAUCAUUGGUGUAUGAGAAACAAGAGCGUCUAAGAAUUAUAAUGAAAAUGCACGGGCUAGGCGAUGCGAUAGGACUCAGGUACUUCCGGCUCAAUGACUACAGCGUCCAGUUCGUUUUCUAUUUUAUCUUCGUAAAUCUGCAAAUCUCCUUCGCCUUUUUAGCUUCUUCAAUAUUCUCAAAGGUUAAGACUGCAACAGUUGUUGCUUAUACAUUGGUGUUUGCAAGUGGGCUCUUGGGCAGCUUUCUUUUUGGAGAACUGCUUGAUUCUCCCUCAUUCCCCGAAAAAGGGAUUCUUGCCUUGGAGUUGUAUCCCGGCUUUUCCUUAUUCCGCGGAUUGUAUGAGUUCUCGCAAUAUGCCUUCCGUGGAAGCGGGAUGAAGUGGAAAGAUCUCAAGGAAAGCGGAAUGGAUAAGCUGUUCUACCUCAUGUCUGUGGAGUGGUUUGUGAUUCUCAUUGUGGCCUACUCUGUCGAUCUAGUUUCUUCAUCUGGGAAAAGUCCUUUCGUUUUCUUGAAGAACCCUUUCAAAAAAUCAUCUUCCCUACCAAGUCCUAGUGUGCAAAAGCAAAGCUCUGACAACGUUCUCAUUGACAUGGAAAAAACAGAUGUCACUCAGGAGAGGGAAAAAGUUGAGCAACUGAGGAAAGAAGGGAGCACAGGGCAUGCGAUUGUGUGUGACAACCUGAAGAAGGUGUACCCCGGUAGCGAUGGUAACCCGCCAAAACUAGCAGUAAGAGGGUUAUACCUCGACGUUCCUUCAGGGGAAUGCUUUGGCAUGCUUGGACCUAAUGGUGCCGGCAAAACCUCUUUCAUCAAUAUGAUGACUGGGCUUCUGAAACCGACAUCUGGAACAGCGUUUGUUCAAGGUUUGGACAUAUGCAAGGAUAUGAACAAAGUAUACACGAGCAUGGGCGUAUGCCCACAGCAUGACUUGCUCUGGGAGACGCUAACGGGAAGGGAACAUCUUCUCUUUUAUGGGAGGCUUAAGAAUAUCAAGGGCUCUGCUCUAACACAAGCUGUGGAAGAGUCUCUCAAAAGUGUUAGCCUUUUCGAUGGAGGAGUUGCUGACAAACCUGCUGGAAAAUACAGCGGAGGUAUGAAAAGAAGGCUUAGUGUAGCCAUUUCGCUUAUCGGGAACCCAAAGGUGGUUUACAUGGAUGAGCCGAGCACAGGACUUGAUCCAGCCUCAAGAAAGAAUUUAUGGACCGUGAUCCAGCGUGCAAAACAAAACACAGCCAUAAUCCUCACAAGUAUUUUCAAUCUCUUUCUCACUACUCACUCUUCUACAUGUGAAUCUGAUAGAUACCAUGAAGCUGAACCUAUUACUCUUACUCACUCGAUGGAAGAAGCAGAGUUUCUUUGCGACCGAUUGGGGAUUUUUGUAGACGGAGGCUUGCAAUGUGUAGGAAAUCCGAAAGAGUUAAAGGGAAGGUAUGGGGGAUCAUAUGUCUUCACGAUGACGACCUCAAUUGAACACGAGGAGAAAGUAGAGAGAAUGGUUCGACACAUUUCACCAAACGCCAAGAGAGUAUAUCAUUUAGCGGGAACACAGAAAUUCGAGAUCCCUAAGCAAGAAGUCAUGAUUGCAGAUGUGUUUUUGAUGGUGGAGAAGGCCAAAAGAAAAUUCACAGUUUUUGCUUGGGGACUCGCAGACACAACCCUGGAAGACGUCUUCUUCAAGGUUGCUACAACUGCUCAAGCCUUCAACUCUUUGUCUUAAUGAUUCACCCUACAUAGGUUGAAUCACUGUUGUUAUUGUUAUUAUUAUUCAAGGUAGGGCUUUUUAUUGACAAAUUUAAUGCCUUAAGAGACACGUUAACUGCAAUAGACUUCUAUAAUCAAUGUUUUGAAACAUG
This is a messenger RNA of Arabidopsis arenosa, 3047 nucleotides long. The record is from the annotation of a GenBank genome assembly. Lineage: Eukaryota; Viridiplantae; Streptophyta; Magnoliopsida; Brassicales; Brassicaceae.